Molecule: messenger RNA, 2136 nt
Organism: Archocentrus centrarchus (flier cichlid)
Lineage: Eukaryota; Metazoa; Chordata; Actinopteri; Cichliformes; Cichlidae
Gene: wsb2
Product: WD repeat and SOCS box containing 2
Exons: 8
Coding region: 493-1812 (439 amino acids)
Biological process (GO): intracellular signal transduction; protein polyubiquitination
Molecular function (GO): protein binding
Source: RefSeq, a predicted model, not a curated record
CCGCGUCCCGUCCUGUCAUAAAUAGUGGACACAGUGUAUGAAACAAACGUUGUUUAAUCUCAUGGGGGAGUGGUUUAAGGGUUAUAAUAAGGUUACGUAAUAAAAGGAGACGUGACCACGUUCACAAUGGUACGAGUGACUCAGAUAAGAAGAACUCCGCUGAACAUUUUGUUUCUUCCUAUCACAGUAUCUCCCACCGCCGGUUCGUGAUCAUCGAGCCUCCGCUGCUCCGGGGCGCUGAAACUCUGUCCUGUCCUGGUUUAAAUGCUGCGGUCAAGCGGGGAGGACGCGUUCAGGAAGUCGGUCACAAAGCGAAGAAUGUGAAAAGAGAAAGGAUGUGCUCCACGGAAAACAACCCGGAGCUGCAGCCGACAUGUAAGUGCAUAUUUCUGACUGCCGUCCGAAGCGCGGUGAUUAUGUUGUCAUCGCCACCCUCAGAAACCAGGCAGCGGUUACCUGGAGGUAACCUCCGGAGACCGGCCGAGCCGGGGGAUGUGGCUCGGCGACGGGUGGAAAGUGUUGCAGCCCUGCCAGAGGAGCAUGAACGUGUCAAACGCUGAUUUCGUGUUGUCUUUCCAUCCUUCUCCAGCGUCCGACCCAGCUCUCCUCCUGGAGCUGAAGACCAGGCGUCCUCCGUCCUUGGUGGAGCGGGCUGGAUGUGAGACCUGGAGUGUUGACUUCUCCCCGGACGGAGCUUGGUUCGCCUGGUCCAUGGGACACGGGAUCGUCUGGGUCGUCGCCUGGCCCCUCGACUCCGAAGAAAGUCAAAAUGGAGAGACUGACCGAGGAGACAAAAGCUUCAGUUGUGGUCACCCAGUGUGGGGGCUCGCCUUCGGACCCAGGCCUCCGAAGUCAGGCGCAGCAGCACGUGCGGCUAAUGCGCGCUCACAAGGGAAAAACAGCCUGCUUCUGGCCACGGGAUUGGAGAACGGGGUGAUCAAAAUCUGGAAUGUCCUAACAGGCAGUGCUGUUUUUGAUCUCCAUGGUCAUGAGGGGGUUGUGAGAGACCUGGUGUUCCCUCAGAACGGCACGCUCACCCUCAUAUCGUCUUCUCGGGACAAGACGCUGAGGAUAUGGGACCUGGCUCACAAAGGGAAGAAGGUGCAGGUGCUUUAUGGCCAUAAAGAUUGGAUUAGUUCCUGCUGCGUCUCAUCUGACUGCAGCAUGAUUGCAUCUGUCGGCAGAUUUGACAGGAUGGUGUGUCUGUGGAGUCUACGGUCAUAUACGUUCAUCAGGAACCUGACGGGGGGGGCCCACAAGACGGUGUACCUCCUGUCUUCCUGCGACUUCUCUCCUGAUGGGGCAAUUCUCGCCACCGCAGCCUUCAGCAGCUCCAGUUGGUGGAUCGACCUCUGGGACCCGUACACAGCCGAGAAGCUGGCCACUCUGGCUGACUACUUUGAAGAUUACAGGCAAAACCAAAUAUCAGCAAUACGAUUCUCUCCAAACGGUCUGCACCUGACGAUUGUGACCGACGACAGAGCUCUUAGGAUUUGGGAGCUGGGGGAGAGAGGGAUGGUGAUGGAGACGAAAAGAGACAGAGAAUCUAAUGGACUGUGCUGCAAGUACCAUCCACAAGGGGGAGUGGUUGCUACAGGAACCCGAGAUGGCCACGUGAGGUUCUGGAGGGCACCCAGGGCGGUGCCCAGCUUGUGCCACCUGUGCCGAAAUAUCCUGCGCCACUCCAUCUCCACGCACCAGAUCGAGGCGCUGCCGCUCCCCAAGAGGAUCGUGGAGUACCUCACCUACAAAAACAUCCCUGAACGCCUCAAGACCUGCUGCUCCUCUGAUGAGGAGGAGUGGGAAAGUUAAACUAAAAAUGAAUAACUGACAUUUACAGCGAGUGGUUAUGAUCCUAAAAAUGCCUUUUCGUGUUUUCUGACAAAUGCUUUGAUAACUUGAAGCAGAUAAAAGCAUAUUUUAAAGUACUUUAGAUGCAACAUUCCUACACAAAGGAUUUCAUUUAUUGCACUACUAUUGUAAUAUGAUGCAUAAAUUCAGUGUUCACAUGACUGACUUUAAUAACACCGUUUUAUACUAGUAAUUUAUUGUGUAAAUAUCAGAUGUAUAUUAUUUCUAAUUCCUGUGUUUACCUAGAUGCACUGCUACUGUAUGGGCACAUAUCAUUAUUAUAGA